AUGGCGACCACAGUGAAGAGCAAAGCUGACAAUGCAUCGCAACAUGAGAAAGUCGUCGAGCUUGUUGAAGGAGUGCAUUCACCUGGCACGAAAUUGACGACAGAAGAACGUCAGCGUGAGCGGAGAGUGAAAUGGAAGAUUGACCUUUUCAUCCUUCCACUUCUUUCCACGGUUUACUUUUUGGCAUCCAUGGGUCGCUCCGACCUAGGGAAUGCAAAGAUUUCGGGCAUGGACAAAGAACUACGUCUCACCCCAGACCAGUACUCCAAUGUCUCGAGUAUCUUUUAUGUUGGGUAUAUUGUUCUACAGUUGCCAGCCACCCUGCUGGUUCGAAAGAUAGGCCCCCCACUGCAGUUUGGAUUGGCUAUGAUGGCCUGGGGUUUGGUCACAGCCUGCACAGUAGUCAUUCACAGCUACGCCGAACUCGUGGUGAUCAGAGUCUUCGUCGGUGUCUCUGAAGCCUUCGUACAGGGUGCAGUCUUCUAUUUGUCAUUCUGGUACCCGGCGGAUGAGCUCGCAACCCGAGGCGCAAUCUUCUUUUCCAUGGCAACCGUGGCCGGUGGCUUCAAUGGUCUCAUUGCAUAUGCGGUUCAGACAUCCCUUGAUGGCAACAACGGGUGGAGGGCGUGGAGAUGGCUGUUCCUGAUUGAAGGUAUCAUCCCUAUCGGGUGGGCCUUUUUCGUCAUAUUCCUCCUUCCAAACACUCCUGAGACAGUCAAGUUUGGCUUCACGGAAGAAGAUAAGCAAAUCGUCAUCAGACGCUCACGCCGUGCACAAAAUACGGGCGAAUCUAAGAUCUUGCCUCAGAAGAUACUUCAAGUCAUCUUCGACUACAAGUUCUGGAUGCUGGUUGGUAUUGAGUCGGCGACCGUCUCAGGUGUGAAUGCCAUCGGCAACUUCUUACCGGAUAUCCUCCACAGCUUUGGUUGGUCUAUCGUCAAGUCACAGCUGAUGUCUGUCAUCGUCUAUGCCUGUGCGUUUGUCAGUAUUCUGUUCUGGGCAAGGGUGUCGGACAAGUGGGGACACCGAGGCUAUGUGAUCUUCAUCAACUGUUGCGUCGCAAUCGUCGGCCUAGUAUUACUACUCGCUGUCACCAACAACUCGGCCCGCUUCUUCGCUACCUGCUUACUUGCGAUGGGCCUCUUCUCCAAUGUGGUUGUCAAUCUCGUGUGGAGCGCUUCUAUCAAUAUCGGGUAUACUCACCGAGCCUCGGCGGCAGCUUUGAUCAAUUGCAUCGCACAGGCAGUCGCAAUCGGACUGAAUCAGGCGUAUGAUGACCCGCCUCUAUACAGGAAAGGCAAUGGGACAGCAUUGGGUCUGAUAUCCUUGGCGGCCGUGCUAUCUGCCUCUCUAAUCAUCGCGAUCAAAUGGGAGAACAAGAAGAAACGAGAAAACCAGCAUACCGAGGAAGCAGCAAGGUUGAGACUGUUCUCCAUCGACGAAAUUGGGAAUAAGCAUCCGGAUUAUUUCUUUAUGGACUGA
Messenger RNA from Exophiala bonariae, 1482 nucleotides. RefSeq lists its product as uncharacterized. NCBI's taxonomy places the organism in Eukaryota, Fungi, Ascomycota, Eurotiomycetes, Chaetothyriales, Herpotrichiellaceae. The record is from RefSeq and is a predicted model, not a curated record. Gene Ontology annotation, biological process: transmembrane transport. The transcript is spliced from 3 exons. The coding region runs from base 1 to 1482 and encodes 493 amino acids. Gene Ontology annotation, cellular component: membrane. Gene Ontology annotation, molecular function: transmembrane transporter activity.